UGGUUGGUCCGCCAUAAUCAUUCGUGUGGGUCUGUGCUUGUGUGGUUUGGGUGUCUUACCGGUGCCAACCAUUAUUUUUAAUUAGUAAUAAGUUAUGCGUAUGAAUCCAGACAUGGACGAUGACGAGAAGGGAAAACUGUUCGUGGGUGGUUUAUCAUGGGAAACGUCGCAAGAGAACCUGCAGCGCUACUUUUCGCGCUACGGUGACGUGAUCGACUGCGUGGUCAUGAAGAACAGCGAGUCCGGACGCUCCAGGGGUUUCGGCUUCGUCACCUUCGCGGAGCCCUCGCUGGUCAACGUGGUGUUGCAGAACGGGCCGCAUCAGCUCGAUGGCAGGACAAUCGAUCCCAAGCCGUGCAAUCCGCGGACGCUGCAGAAGCCGAAGCGCGGAGGCGGCUACCCGAAGGUGUUCCUGGGCGGGCUACCUUCCAAUAUUACUGAAACCGACUUGCGUGUCUUCUUUGGCCGCUAUGGGAAGGUCAUGGAGGUCGUCAUCAUGUAUGACCAGGAGAAGAAGAAGUCUAGAGGCUUCGGAUUCUUGUCGUUCGAGGACGAAAUUUCCGUUGAGAGGGUGACUCAAGAACACUUCAUCAACCUCAAUGGGAAACAGGUUGAGAUUAAGCGCGCCGAGCCACGCGACGGUUCCGGCAAGCUCGGUUCUGGCGGAGGUGGCAUGGGCGGCGGCAUGGGCGGAGCGCCCGGGGACGCGCCCGCCGCCGGCCAGUGGGGCCCGCCGCAGGCCGCGCCCAUGAACAUCAUCCAGGGCCACAACGGACAGAUGGGCGGGCCGCCCAUCAACAUGCCCAUGGCAGGACCGAACAUCAUGCAGGGAUACCAAGGCUGGGGCACGUCGGCGGGGCAGACGUCGUACGCCGGCUACGGCGCGGCGGGCGGAGCGGGCGGGCCCGGCAACUACCAGGGCUGGGGCGCGCCGCCCGCGCCGCAGGCGCCGCCGCACGCGCCCGCCUGGCCCGCCACCAACAACUACACGCAGCACGCGCAGCCGCCGGCGCAGGGCUACGGCAGCUACGCUAACUACAGCUCAGCCCCGGCGGGCGCGUCUGCGGGCGGCAGUUGGACUAACUGGAGCAUGCCGCAGAACUCCAACUCGACUGGCUCCGGCUCGUACGUGCCGCUGUCGGAGGGAGGAGAAAUGUACGGGCGCGGGGGCGGAGGCGCCGCGGGCGGAGCUCAGCCGGCACUGGCCGGGGCGCUGUCGUCAGCCGCUCUCUCGAAGAGCUCAUCAGCGGACUACUCAACCUACCAGCAGUACCCGCCCGCGUACCAGCAGGACCAGGGCUCGUCGUACGGCGGCGGCGGGUCUCGGUACGGCGCCGGCGGGGAGUACCACUCAGGAGCCGCGCAGCCGCCAGGUGAUGAUUAUGAAUACACUGGGGCAUCAGGAGAUGGGUAUCAGCGCUCGUCCAAACGGAGCAACCACGGCUCUUCAAGCGGCACCGCAUCUGCAUCAUCUUACCAUCCCUAUCGACGUUAGUGAGUGAGUUUACCUCCUCGCGGCACAUGCUGUUCUGGUACCUCGUACAUCUUCAGCGGUCCUUUACAUCAACUUACUAUCGACGGUGCGAGUGAGUUUACCUCUUCAACGCUACUGUUACCCUGGUACCUCAUUCGUACACAAUAGUGUAUUUCCUUUGAUAAGAUUUUAACAAAAAAUAAUAUUCCUUACAGAUUAAUUUGUUUAAGAAAUUUUACGCCUCUUUAUCACCGAACUUGUGAUUGAUGUUAAAGUUUGGCGCUAUGAGCACAGUGGCUUUAGCUCAAGUUGUUCUAGAGUGCUAUAAAUAUACAAUAAUACAAUGAGAGACUAUAAUUUUUAAACAAAAAAUUUGCCCAUAAAUGUUUCUAUGAAACAAUAUUUUUAGAACUUUUUAACGAAAAUAGUAAUUAAGGGACCACCUUUACAAAACCCCAUUCGAUGUCUAUGAUUCAUGAAAUAAGAAUAUUUGGUAAAAACAGAAACACUACCAUCAUCCGACGAAGUUACGUGUUGCAGGUUGCUAAGUAGUAGGUUUCUGAUUAUGAAAUACUACGAUUUCCCUUGGCUAAACCUAAAUCGGGAGGGGUUUUGUAUUCGUGCCUGUCCGAAUAUAUUCGUCCUCUACCAGUUAUCCCAAUUUUUAUCAGCGUAUGUCUAAGCAGUGCUGACUCUUUGUUGACUUUGGACUUUUGUAAGUUUGAAAAGGGAUGGAUUAUCGAUAUUUGAAUAUACUUGUAAAAUAUUAUCUUUUCUAUGUACGCAAUCAUUGAGUUUGUAAAUGUGUUAUUUUAUUGCGGUUUCGAGUCUAUAAGAAACGUUUGGUUAGAUUGAACGUACAGCUAGGUAUCCGCUGUGUUCGCGAAAUCAUAGAUGGCGCUUGGCCUCGCAAGCACCGCGUGAAAUAUUCAGGAGUUUGUCUUUUCGGACAGUUGAUAACGGAGCUGCGGCCAAAUAUCCCCUUUCCAACACACCAGUAAAAUCUUGACAACUCGUGUUGCCGAAACUCGCAGUGUGGUUGAGCAUUGCUCUACUCCCUCUCAAAAGAUAGGAGGCAUGCCCAUUGCCCAGCUACGGGAAAAAUGUGUUAUAUGUAGUGGAUACCCCAAUUAACUUGAUACUUUAUUACUAUCAUGGUAACACAAACUUGAAUUUUAAGAGAUUUCCACCUUUGCAAUUAAUUAUUAUUACAAUAUAAAAUAGUGUUAAAGAAUCUGCCUAAUAUAAUAAUAUUGAGUUGAGUAGUUUUGAAACUGUUUCUUAUAAACUUUUCUCCGCAUAAUUAAGUUGGUAGAUUAGAUUUUUUGUCUUAUUCUUAGACUUAUUCUUUUUUUAUACAUUUGUUUCAAUUGAUUUGAAACCUUUCAAAUUAUUAGUUGUAACUAACGUUUGGGAGGUAAUGUUCUAUAUUACGAAGACCGUUUAACUUUCUCAUUUAAUUUUGUAGGGGUGUUACAUUCAUUAAGAAUUUUCAAGUCUCGGAAAUAAAAGUCCACAACAUACGUGGUCAGGCAUAAUUUUUUUUCACCCUUGAGAAAUAAACUUAUUGUUUUGGUGUAGCUACUCAAGAUUGGAAUCUAUAACUCUAAAGUAAGGUGUAUGCUAUUUAGAUUUAUAUACACACAAAUGCGCCUCUUAUCAUACUGAACUAGUACAUCAGAGACUAAACGGUCUUCGUGAGAUAGACUGGAUCUAUCUCUAAGAUGAUGCAUUUUUGCAUGAAAUAUUGUAUACCUCUUAAUUUCGUAACAUUAGCAUUUCAACUAAUUGUAAUUUAUAUCUAUCUAACAUAAUGACUGAUUGUAAGUUUCGAAUAAACCUACAAAUGCAUUGUAUACCCUGCGAGGCGUAUAUUUAAAUUGACGAGUGUGUAUUCUUCAAAAUAAAAUACUUCAGCACCUAGCUAUUUCUAACCACUUCGAUGGUUACAGUUUUAUAGUAUAAGACCGUUGCUGUUUUCAAAGUUUUUAUACACAGCGGCCGGCGUGUAAGGGGUCAUCCGUAAAUAAUGUCACGCAAACAUCAUGAUUGUUAGCUCUCUCCUGAUGUGACGUUAUAAAUUUAAGAGAUUUGAAGAGACUUUAAUAUUUUAGUCUGGAGCCUGGAUCACCCACUAUCCACCAUGUUAUUUCCUAAAUGACCGCACCUUAACAAAUCAAUAGCUGGAGCUAGCCUCAAUAAAAAUAAGUAUCUGAGACCAAAUCUUCUGGGUUAACAGGAUUCAAUCUUCAGAGGAAUCAUUCUUCAGAGGGAAGAGUUUAAUAAGUUUUAAUAAUGUAGUUUUAUACGCACUUCUGACUCGUCCUUCCGUACACUUCGAUACCUAAAGAUGUAUUAAUCAUGUAGAGCAAGCAUCAACUGAACUAAGUAUUAUAUGCCAUAAAAUUUUCUGGGUUAUCAGGCUUCCGAAUUAAACUGAAGGUUUCAAAUACUUUCGAAUGAUUUAGAAGAGCUGGUAGUUAUAAGUUUAAAUACUUUAGCUUUAUAUACAUCUCGAAGCUUUAUGACUCCAUCCGCCCUCACACAUUGAUUUCACCCAACCCCUUUAACGUGUGACGUAUUUUAUAGGUGGCCCCUAAAGAAGUAUCGCAUCGAAAAAAACAACAUUUUUGUUUAUGAGGAAUGAAGUUCAUACUGUAAUAGUCACCACAUAACUAGGACAACACUGUUACAUAAUAUGUAUCAGCGUCACUAUUAAUGUUGUCCAAGGUCGUUUGCUAAUUUUCGACCAAACACAGGGUUUGAUGAUUUCAGGCAGACUUGUGAUUGGUCGUAAGUAGCUCGGUGCACGCCACUUCUGGCUGGAUGUGUUGGCUUGACCAACGCGUUACUUCCUCGAGCUUUUAUCUCGCCACCAAAAUGACCUACAGAUUGAUACCUUCUAGCUGAAGCAAGUUCUAGUUAAGUGGUGCAAAAUAAAAUGUGUUGCGAAGUGAGACGGCAUUAACGCAAUAUCCACUGCAAACAAGCUAAGCUAAACUACAAAAACCCAUUGGUGCCACUCUAUUGUAGAUACAUACAACCUAAACUAAACAAGUAAGUAUAAAAAUAGUGCUAUCUUUUUCUUUAUUAAACCUUGUGGAAAGGUCAGCACUAUUUGUACACCUGUCUAUUUAGUUCAGGUUGUAGACUAUUGCACAAAUAUUAUAAUUUACGACUGGUGUACAACAGAAUUGGCUCAUUGGCAGAAAAAAUGUCCCCAAAAAUGAACACACCUGGAGCGCAAUACCUAUUUAGCUUUUCAUUAACAAAAGGGUUUUUUCCCACUUUAUUUUUUAUACGUUUUCACUAUGAACCGGGUAUUUCGGGUCAUUUCUACUUUUUCAUAAACAUUCACAGUAAGAUUACUACUUUUCCAUGUGCCGUGUUUCUUCCUUAGUCUUGUAUCUAUUAGAUCAGUACGAAGAUACAAAUAGUACAAGCUUGGCUUCGUUUUCGGUGCAUAAUGCUCAUGCCUUUAUAAUAGUUUGUAAGAUCGCCACAGAAAUCAUGUCCUAAACAGUAUUCAUAUAACAUAAUAAAAUAACUAGAAUACCUAUUCGCUCAAUAAAAUGUCCUAUAUAGUAAAACUAAUUAAAAUAAUAUUUUUUAUUGUAAUGAACUCUGCCGUUGAUAUUAUUAGGUUCACAUAACUACAAGGCAAUCGGCAGUACCCAGUUCACAUAUCAGCAAAUUAAUAGGUAUCUCAUAUCGCACAUUUUUGCACUAAUAAAGUUAUAUUAUAAUGAUGUGUUGUAUAUGAUAAGCCCCAAAUAUGUUGAUGCGAAUUGACGCUGUUAAACGGAAAGGAUCCAAUCAACAUUGAGAAGUUUUGAAAUGUAUGGCCAUAAAAAUAAAUGUAGCUUAACUUCGCAAUAGUGAAGCAGUAUUUUGGGGUUAAGGCACAGCGCAAAGCACACAAGUUAAACUUGGAGCGCGAAGACAUUGUCUAUUCACUCUGGUUGUGCUUAACUCACGUGGCUGGUAAGAAAACCUGAUGCCAAAUGAGAUUUACUGGAUGGUUCGGAUCGAGCAUUGUACCAGAGAUAAUAAGUUGAAACGGGAAACUGGAACAUUUCGGUUUCCUAUUUGCCGAAUUACUUCCUGAAAUGUACAUUUCUGUGUCGUCAUAUGUAGAUAACAAUUUAUUCAUUUAUUCAAGAGUUGCUAUAUUUUCUGUGCCGUCAUAUGUAACAAAUCAUGUGUGAGAUAUGUGCGUUAUGUACCUAAUUUAUAAGUUAUUGAAAAGGCCGUUGCAUACACAGACUCGCUAUAUUGCGAUAUGAUCGCAAUUUGCAAUGAAACUUCUUCCAAAACCUCUCAUAUUUACCUGUGUCGAAUGUUCUACGCCUCUGAAGACCUAAUAUUGGCACCGUUAAACGUGAUGGGAACAUGGGCGAUAAUAUAAAAAAUCAGUGUACAAACGUUCUUUAGUGUUAAAUUAUGGUUAUCCUUCUGUCGUACUUUGAGUAUUCCGCAUUGAAAACACAUUCUGUUUCCUCAUUUGACAAAUAUGUAUUUCUGUCCAUUUUUAAUAAAUAUGCUUAUAAUUUAAGUUUUAUUUGAACUCAAAAAGACUGGCUUUUAUAAACUACCCUCUCUUGAGAUAAAUAACCAAAUUUUACCUUAGUACCUACCUAACUAUAAAAUGUUAUCAUAGAGAACGCAAUAGAUAUAUUUUUAUAAUAAGAUAUUAAAUAUACCUUAUUUAAUUUUUGAAGCAUUUAAAAAAUAUUUAAACUUGGUAACGCGAUUUUUAAUAUGUAAAAAUAAUGUACUAAAAUACUAAGACAUCAGUUAAGUACAAUGAAGAAUUAGUUCAGGUGAGAAAUAAAUCAAUGUAUUGAAUCAUAUAAUUAUUUGUAGCACGUAACAGUUGUAAUAUAAAAUAGAAUAGAGAUGUACGUUGUAUUUUUAUAACAAGGAGACUGUCCAUUGCCGCGUUGUUAGUUUUCCUCCCACAUAACAAACAAAUAACAAUACACACAUACCAUCAUAGAAAUAACCCUCGACGUUUAUUGUCGUGGGGAGGUUACGUCGGACUACCGAAUAAAACCCCCUGGGUUCUGACACUGAUCUAGUUCUGCUCUAUUGUGAUACCUAUGUAAUGUUAUGUGCAACCACGGCAUCCAAAUGUAGCCUUUUCAGGAAAAUGGUUACAAUUUUUUUUUAUCUUAUCUGCGGCAUGACCUAACUAAAACUGAAUUCAAAUCAGUUCAUCUGUUCAAGCGUUACGAUUACAGACAUAAUGACAGAGAUGUAAAAUUACAAUUCAGGGUUUGAUUAGAGCCAUUGGCUCUAAUCAAGUGCUUUGAGCCGCAGACCGUUUUCUAUGCUGAUGCUGCAUUAAAAGGUUUUUAAU
Messenger RNA from Pararge aegeria (speckled wood butterfly), 6836 nucleotides. RefSeq names its product heterogeneous nuclear ribonucleoprotein 27C (gene Hrb27C). The record is from RefSeq and is a predicted model, not a curated record. Bases 95 to 1495 code for a protein of 466 amino acids. NCBI's taxonomy places the organism in Eukaryota, Metazoa, Arthropoda, Insecta, Lepidoptera, Nymphalidae. Gene Ontology annotation, molecular function: RNA binding. The transcript has 10 exons.